Molecule: messenger RNA, 1070 nt
Organism: Stegastes partitus (bicolor damselfish)
Lineage: Eukaryota; Metazoa; Chordata; Actinopteri; Pomacentridae
Gene: utp11
Product: UTP11 small subunit processome component
Exons: 8
Coding region: 117-878 (253 amino acids)
Biological process (GO): rRNA processing
Cellular component (GO): small-subunit processome; nucleolus
Source: RefSeq, a predicted model, not a curated record
CAGCUCCAGGGAAGCACCAGGAGGCUGCAGACAGGCUGUACUGUGUGUAUGUGUUAGAAAAGCUCCUUUAAAGUCUCGUUUUUUUGCGUAACAAAGCUUGGGAACAUUUUUCAACCAUGUCUUCGUUCAGGAAAGCGCUGAAAUCCCGACAGAAAAACCACCAUGAAAGAUCUCAGCCUGGCUUCAGAAAACAUUUGGGAUUGCUGGAGAAGAAGAAAGACUACAAACUCCGCGCAGAUGACUAUCACAAGAAGCAGAACACCAUUGCUGCUCUGCGGAAGAAAGCUCUGGAGAAGAACCCGGAUGAGUUUUACCAUAAAAUGAUCAACUCUCAGCUGCAGGAUGGAGUUCAUGUAAUGAAAAAGCAGGAUGAGGAGGUGGAGGUAACGGAGGAGCAGAAGAAGGUGAUGAGGACGCAGGAUAUCAAAUAUGUGGAGAUGAAAAGAGUUGCAGAGGCUAAGAAAAUCGAGAGGCUGAAAGGAGAGCUCCACCUUCUGGAUGCAGACAGCAAGCCAAAAAACAACCACACAUUUUUUGUGGAUUCUAAAAAAGAAGUGCGUUCAUUUGACCUGGCAAGCCACCUCAACACGGCUCCAGAGCUGGUGGAUAGAGUGUACAACAGACCAACUCUGCAAACCCUGGAGACGAAACGCGUCCAAGGAAUAAAGCCUGGCAUUAUGAAGAAACUGGCCAAGCAAAGGAAUCAUCAGUAUAAGAUCCUUUCCCAGAGGAUUGACAGAGAAAAGAAAAUGUUUGUCAUCAGCCAGAAAAUCCAGACCCGCAAGGACCUCCAGGAUAAAACUAAGAAAGUGAAGGUAAAAAAGGAAACACCCAAUGCUGCGGCUAUCUACAAAUUUGAGACCAAGAGGAAACGCUGAGAAGGAAGUGGGGGAAAAUAUCACUUUUGGGAUGUAACACAGACAUUUUGGACUUCGGCCCUAUGGAUCUACACACCUUUGAUCACAACAGAGACACUUGAUCAUAUUUUUUUCUCUCUUCAUUGCUGCAGAUUUGUACAUAUUUAUCAUAGACAUGCAAUUUCUUUCAAAUAAAUCCUGACUUGGAGAUAA